AAUCGGAAACAUAUUUUUAUUUUUUUUAUAUUUUUUUAAGUCUUUGUUGAAGUUAGUUCUUUUUUUUGGACAACGUUGAAGUUAGUUCAAGUGUGGACUUGGGAGAGGUUCAAGAACCUAAGACGAAAAGCUAGAGAUAUACCCAAAGGUGAGCCAAGAAUAGCUCAGUGGGACAGUCUUCAACAAAGACAUAAGAAUGUGAGGUUAAGGUUUGAUGAUUUCGAGUGGCGUCCAUACACUAAGCCUUUGAAGAACUAGAACCCACUUCUGGUUUACAUUGAAGAAGCUAAGUGGGUGACUGGUUAUAACAGGCUUGAAUAUAAGUUUGCUUCGCUUGCUAGAUGUGUGAGAGUCUCUCAGCUUGCUGGAGAUGGUUUUAUAGAGAGAUACUAUCCGAAUCGAGUGAAAAGGCAAUUCGGUUUGGCUCAGGAUCUUCCUGAUUACAACAAGUCACUUGAAGGUUUCAAGCUGUAUAUGCCUUCUCGACUUGCUAGAGGUUAUGUUACUGUAAGAUACAGAGACUGGUGGGUGAAGUCAGUCUCGGAGUUAAUGAGAUGUGAAGAGAUGCACAAAGAAACAACUGAAACUUUGAAUGGAAGGAAUAGACUUAGUGAUGAUGAUGUUGAUGUAUCUCCCAAGGUAUUGCCUUUGAGCCAAGUGGUUCAGAAUCUGGAAGAAGGCUUUGUUUCAAAAUCCAGAAUCUCAAUUACAGUCAAACCUCAAAAUAUUUGACACUCUUCUAUAAAGUUUUGAUUCAAAAAUAUAUUUUCUCCAUCUUUUUAAUACUUGAUAUUUUAGAAAAAAAUAUUGUUCUAAAUUAGAUGAUAUUUUCAGUGUUCAUUGUAAAAUUUAUUAACAAUUUAUGUGUACAUGACUAAUGGUAUUGUACGUUCUAUUUUAUUAUUGUUCAAAUUGUAGUUAUGUAAAAUAUUUAAUAAUAUUUUUGGAGAAAAAAUAUAAAAAAUUAAAUGUUCUUUUAAUCUAUGUGAUUAAUCCUAAAAUUUCAUUUAUUAAAAAAUUGAGAGGGUAAAUUUUUUGUUAUUUUUAUGCAAUUUUUAAUAGUUAACAAAAAUAAGUUGUAAAUUUUUUUAAAAAAAAAAGAAUUAUCGUUAUUCAAAUAAUAUUAAUUUAAAUUUAUUAAAAUAAUUAAACAUAAAAUAAUGUAUUUAUAAUCAAUUUUAAACAUUUUUUGGUAAACCCAACAAAUUCGAUCAUUUAGGUAGAGAGAUAAAGAGUAAAAUUUAAAAACCAAAAAUUAAUACUUUUUGUUUAUAUUAGUACCGUCAACAUUUAUUGAGUAAGAAGAAAAUAGCAUUUGCUUGUUUGCCAAAUAAAGCAAAGUGUUACGUUCACUCUCCACCAUUUUUCUCUGCCUAUACAUUGCAAACACUGAUCACUUCUUCACUUUCUAAAUCCCUAACUUUGCUUCCUUCUCCAUGGCGAACCCAUCGUCUUCAUCUUCAUCACAUCCCAUCACUGAAGAGAGAGAAGAAGUCAUGGUUUCUGAGAAAGGUCACACCUUUAUCAAAACCCACUUCCUAAAACCCAUCGCUACCUCUUCCGUAGCCGUAGCCGAGCUUCCCCGUCAACGUCUCUCUGUUUCAUCUCCUCCUUCAGAGCUGCUAAAGCGCUUGUCUUCAGCAAAAUCCUUAUCUGGGUUUUGGGUUGCAGAGCGUCGUUUCGUCUCCUGGGUCGGAAAGAUGGAAGCUUUACACGAACCCACGUGGAGAAAAGCUGGGAUCUUUGAAGCCAUCAAGGCCUCGACUUACAACAUCACUAAGAACCCGUCUCUGCUUCUCUCUGUUUCUCAGAAAUGGUGUCCUGAAACGAACUCUUUCGUCUUCCCUUGGGGUGAAGCAACGGUAACUUUAGAGGAUGUGAUGGUUCUCCUUGGAUUCUCUGUUUUGGGCUCCCCUGUUUCGGACUCUGUACACAGCUCCGAGAUGGAAGAUGCGGUGGAGAAGCUGGAGAAAGCAUGGGAAGAGAAGAAGGCUGGACAUGAUAUGGUGAGGGAAGAGCCAUGGACGUCGAGAUUCUUCGGUAGAGGUGAUCUGGAACACGAAGCUUUCCUUGUGUUGUGGCUUUCUUUAUACGUCUUUCCUGAGAGAACUCGUCGCUCUAUCUCCAAAUGUCUUGUUCCUAUCGCUGUUCGUUUAGCUAGAGGUGAAAGGAUUGCUCUUGCACCUGCUGUUCUCGCUGGUGUAUACAAAGACUUGGGUCAAAUCAGUGGAAGAUGUGAUGGCAAACUCAAUCUAAAGUCUUUGUUGAAGUUAGUUCAAGUUUGGACUUGGGAGAGGUUCAAGGACUUAAGACCAAAGCCUAGAGAUAUCCCCAAAGGUGAACCAAGAAUAGCUCAGUGGGACAGUCUUCAGCAAAGGCAUAAGAAUGUGAGGUUAAGGUUUGAUGAAUUUGAAUGGCGUCCAUACACUAAGCCUUUGAAGAACUGGGACCCACUUCGGGUUUACGUUGAAGAAGCUAAGUGGGUGACUGUUGAUAACAGUCUUGGUGAUGAGUUUGCUUCGUUUGCUAGGUGUGUGAGAGUUUCUCAGCUUGUUGGAGAUGGUUUUGUGGAGAGUUACUAUCCGAAUAGAGUGGCAAUGCAGUUCGGUUUGGCUCAGGAUCUUCCUGGUUUGGUUACUCGUCAUGGAGACUUCACAGAAAAGGAGGCUUGGGAUGAUUACAACAAGUCCCUUGAUGGUUUGAAGCUAUACAUGCCUUCUAGACUUGCUUCAGGUUCUGUUACUGCAAGAUACAGAGACUGGUGGGUGAAAGAAACAACUGAAACUUUUAAUGCAAGGAAUAGAUUUGAUGAUGAUGCUGUAUCUCCCAAGGUGUUGCCUUUGAGCCAGGUGGUUCAGAAUCUGGAAAAAAGCUUUACGGCAACAAGAUCUAGUAUGCGUAGAUUAGCAAACAAAGAUAAGAUAGGUGAGUUGGCGAAAAGUCUUGUAUCUUCAAGGUGGAAGAUGAAGGGAGCUCAAGAGCAUGAUGAAGAAGAAGAAGAAGAAGAAGAAGAAGAAGAAGAUAACAUGACCAUUGCUCAAAUUAGAUCUAGGAGGAAGUAUAGCGAUGCAGAUAAAGCUGGAGGAGAUGUUUCUGAGCCACUUGGAAAAAGAAGGAGAAAAUUUCAGGUGAUGGAUAGUGAUGAUGACUCAGGAUCUUGUCAAAAGCUUGCUUCAGUGAAAAUAGAAGCAAAGAACGAGGAGUAUGAUGAAACUGCGAGCAACAUACAACACAAGACAAGGCAAAUUUGUGAUGAUGAUGAGGUUGAUGUGAAUGGAGAUACUCCAGGGAAGGAGAGUAUGAUCGUUGAUGAGGCCAAGAAAGCUGAAUGUUGGCUUCAUGAAGCAAGAGAAAAGAAGAGAUGCAAUGAGAAAAGAAGAGAAGAUAUUCUUGAAAAACUGAAACUGAGGAACCUUUCGAUAAAGGAGAAAGAGUUGAAGUUGGAGGCACGUAUUAUGGAAGUAGAGAAGACUUUGGGGAAGAUCAGAGAAUCGAACACCAGAGGAAACAAGAUCAAAAUUGAAGCUUCUGCUUAGCUAGUUUGUGUCUGAAACUUUUCAAGAGGAGCCAAGACAACAAUGUCACACAUUAUCAAUUCUUUCGGUGUGAUGUUUUUUUAGCCCUUUUGAAUUAGACAGAGAAGCUUUACUUGGUUAGUAUCCGAAAGAAAUAUCAAAUGAGGGAAUCAAUACUAUUUUGAAUUCUUGGUUUAUGAUUUGAGAAAAAAGAUACACCGUUCGGUUUAUAAAACUUUUGAAUCA
Molecule: messenger RNA, 3761 nt
Organism: Brassica napus (rape)
Lineage: Eukaryota; Viridiplantae; Streptophyta; Magnoliopsida; Brassicales; Brassicaceae
Product: protein MAINTENANCE OF MERISTEMS-like
Exons: 1
Coding region: 1437-3536 (699 amino acids)
Biological process (GO): meristem development; meristem maintenance
Source: RefSeq, a predicted model, not a curated record